AUGUUUAAGAACUGGGGAACCUGGUUUGGAAUAGAGAGCGAAAAUGGCCAAGUUAAUCAAGAAGGCGAGUCUAUUGUUGAUGUCCAUGAAGAGAAGAGUCAGGAAAUAAACAAACCCACGGCUGCUGCUGAAAGUGAGCAAAGCGGUGCCGCCGAGAAAGAUGCUGAUCCCCCGCAACUUCUCCAAGCAGCGAGGGGCUUCAGUGGUUACAUCUAUAAUGUCGCCAGCAGGGCCUCAAAGAAACUGUCCGAGUCCGUAGCUGAAACAGCACAAACAUUAAAGAAAAGUGUAGAGGAUGGGAAAGUAAAUGGAAUUAUUGAAAAGACCAUUUUGGGUGAUUUCCAGAAAGAACAAGAAAAGUUUGUUAAGGAGAAAGAAGCUAAAAAGUUUGGUGCUGCUGUGCCACCAUGGGUGGGUUAUAAUGAAGAGGACACCAUACAGCAACAGAUUUUAGCACUUUCAGCUGACAAAAGAAAUUUUUUGCGAGACCCCCCUGCUGGGGUGCAUUUUCACUUUGACUUUGAGCAAAUGUAUCCAAUCGCCAUGGUGAUGCUGGAGGAGGAUGAGCUCCUCAGAAAGAUGCGCUUCCAUUUGGUCCCCAAACAGGUGAAAGAGGAAGUCUUCUGGAAGAAUUACUUCUACCGUGUGUCCUUGAUAAAACAGUCGGCUCAGCUGACGGCUCUAGCAGCACAACAGGCUGCUGAACAGAGGGAUGUGGAGAAAACUGCCCGCAGUCCUGAGGAUCCUCAUCAAAAGGCCGCAGUUAAAGGGAAAACUCCCCCUGCCAUUUGCAAUACCAAACCAAAAUCAAGUGAGGAUGAAGAGGAGAUCUCCACCAGCCCGUCUGUGUCUGAAUUUGUGAGUGAUGCUUUUGACUCAUGCAAGAUAAAUGAGGACGACUUACGCAAAGAAAUGGAACAGCUUGUUCUGGACAAGCGGGAAAAUCCAAGUACACAACAGGAGGAGACCGCGGACUGGGAGAGAGAGUUGCAGGAGGAACUUAAGGAGUACGACGUGUUGGCUGGUAAUGAGAACCACGAUGACAACUGGGACAGAGAGAUUGAAGAUAUGCUAAAGGAGGACAGUUAGAGGACUUAGGCAAGCUCCUCCAACCUUAAAUGUUUGAAUGACAUCUUUAAGGUCAGAAACAGCACCUGAGAGCAGAUUUUAUGCUCCUAGUGGAAUGAUUAACUUCAAUAGUGGUCCUCUAAGAGAUGGAGAAAUACCACUGAAUAUCAUUAACAUUUCACUUCUGUUUUAUGAGUAAAUAUUUAGUAUUGUCUCCUAUCGUUAAAAGAAGAGGGGGUAUUGUCCUGCAUCUCAAAUUUAUAAGGUACGCCUUCACAGUAAAAAGCAAAUUUUCCUCAGGCUCGCCCUCGGGAAUUAAAGCGAGAUCAUGCGUUUUCUGCUGAACGGUGGCCACUGUUCCCACAAAUGGCAAUUACAGGAUAACGGUAAAUGCUACAAAUACUGUUAAGCGAAAGCGUAACAGUAGCACAAGUAGAGAAGAGUAAUAAAGUCAGCAGACUGACUCAGCGAUAUCUGCUGCUCACAAAUAUCCGUGUAAAUAUUUUUUUGUCUUUAACGAUACAUUUUAGGCACAAAUGCCAUUACGAUGAUUUCAAGUUCACCCUAAUUUCAACGUCCAUAUUUUGGAACAUAUGCUGUGUUGGUUUCCAAUAACAUAUGAUAGCCUAUUUUAAUAUCACUUUUUAUAAAUCGUUGACAGUGUAUUUCAGUGUCACACUUGUUAUGCAAUGUGUAUUUUACCUGAAAGAAUUAAUAGAUGACUGAACAAACUGUAUACAGUAUAUUUGUUGUGAUCAAAUGCAUUGACUCCACAUGCACACAUAGAGUGUAGAUGCUGAUAUAAUGUACUCUAGAAACAUGCAAGUCUAAACAAGCUUUGUGUUCUUCCUGUGUACAUCAAAAUUUGUUCAGGAAAGGCUUUUGUAUUUAUACUAAUGCAAGCUGUAGUGUAUUGUUACAUAUUUAUGAACCAUUAACUUUAGUAUUAACUUAAAUGAAAUGUGUACUUCUUAAGUUAAUACAUGUUGUUCUCUUGAGUUUACAUCCGUAAUUUGUUUUUGGACACAAAGCAUACUUUCUGAAACCAAAGCAUAUCUUUGUCUCUCAUGCUGGUUAAGCGUAUUUAUCUUUCUCAAGCUGUAAAAACACUUGGAGAAACAUUUACUCUUUUUUUAUCUCCAAAACUAGGCAGUGCUUUCCUAAUGUGCUGCGAGUCACCUGGGAAGAAUUAAAGGAAACAAGCUGUUUGUGACAGUACGGU
Messenger RNA from Xiphias gladius (swordfish), 2290 nucleotides. RefSeq names its product synapse-associated protein 1-like. The coding region runs from base 1 to 1089 and encodes 362 amino acids. Gene Ontology annotation, cellular component: synapse; cytoplasm. The transcript has 9 exons. NCBI's taxonomy places the organism in Eukaryota, Metazoa, Chordata, Actinopteri, Istiophoriformes, Xiphiidae. The record is from RefSeq and is a predicted model, not a curated record.